UCCACUGAUUGCUUCGCUUUAGUUUGGCCGCAAUUUUCUUCACCUGUGGCUGUAGACUGUAGUAAACUCAAGAAUCGCCUCAAUUUAAAUUCAAUGUCUCUCUCAAUGUCAAUCUCAAUCCCAACAACCCAAUUCUCCUUCUCAAAAACCUUAACAUCCCAAAACCCGUUUCUCCUCUCUCUCAAGACCCCACCAAUUCCACGCAAAACCACCGUAAUUCGAAUGGGCGGCGGCCCCAGAACUUACCCAGGCGGAGUAUCCAAAUGGCAGUGGAAAAGAAUGCAAGCAAAGAAAGCUAAACAACUUCUAAAAGCUAGACUCUGCCGCGAAAGACAAAUUUACGAAAUGAGAAAAAGAGCUGAACUCAAAGCGGCGGUUUCGGAGCUUGAAAGACCUUGGGAAGUUGUUGAGCGAGCACCCAAUUUGUUUUCUGUUAAAGCUGAUGAACAAGUUAAAGUCUUGGCUGACCGCUUUCAGAAACCAGGUGGGUUUGAUUUGUGGUCCGAGAAUGAUGGGCCCCAGUUGUUUCAGAGUCCUGAUGGUUUACCCUCUGCUAGAUUUUUCCCUAAAGGUGUUGUUCAUAGUGUUAAACCUUAUGGUUUGAUUUCUGGGGAUAUUGGUGAAGUGGGUUUUGAUAAUGAAAGUGAUAAUGAUAAUAAAGAUGGAUAUUUAAGGGAUACUAAGAAUGACGGUGUGGAAUUGUUGGGUUCGGAUUCGGAUAGUGGAUAUGAUGAUAAUUUAGAUGGAAAAUGGGGGAUGGAUAAGAGUAAUAGAAGGAAAAAUGGCGGGGAAAUGUGGAAGCAGAGGAGAAGUAGAGUUGGGAGUGGUUUAGGUUCAUCGGAUUCAAGAAAGGAAAGAGGAGAUGAUGCAUUGAUGCAACUUGGUGAGACUAAGAAUAAUAGGGGUCAAAAUGAUGUCAGUACUAGUCGGAAGGGUGGUUUAAGGAAUUCCAGAUAUUACAAAUCUGGAGCUGGUGCAUUGAUGCAGCGUGGUAAAACUGACACUAAUAGGACUGAAAAUAAUGGUAGGAUUAGUCGGAAUGGCCGUCUAAAUAAUUCUAGAUAUUCCGGACCUGGAGAUGAUGCAUUGAUGCAACAUGGUGAAGGUAAGACUAACAGAAGUACAAAUUAUGGCAGGAUUAGUCGCAGAGGUGGUUUCAGAAAUUCUAGGUAUAAUUCUCAAAAUGGAGAUGGUGCACUGAUGCAGCAUGGUGAACCUAAGACUUAUAGGAGUAGAAAUGAUGGCAGGAUUAGUCGGCAUGGGGGUUUAAGAAAUUCUAAAUUUUCUUACGAAUCUGAAGUGUUUGAUAUGAAUUUACAACAGGAUGGGAGUAAUGGAUUCCAAGCAAAAAACAGGCGGUUUGAGUCUAGUUCUCGGGCCCCAAAGGCAUACGAGUCAUUCUAGCUUGAAAUGUGACAAGUGCUGUGUUGGGAAAUUGGAUCUGCUGCAUUAAGUAUCAUUUGCGGCUGCUAGUUAUGCCUAAUGUUGCAAUGAGAAUACUGUAUUUUCAUUACAUACGAUCACAGAGUUCUGCUUCUUCAUGCAAAGCAGAAGUAGUAAUGAUUAUAGAUGAUUUCAUAUUCUAUACAUGAUGUCAAAUAUAUUUCAAGAAUUGAAUUCUUAUCAGGGCCGAAACUUCUGAAUCGUAUGGAAAAUAUGUAUGGAAUGCAUUUGAGGUUGGUAGCUACAAAAGGUGUGAGGCUUUGCGGAGGAAUUUCCUCAUGUAUUCUGUUGGUUAGGAUAAUGUUUCAAAUUUAUCAGUGAAAAAAAUCUGAAUUGCGAAAAGGUGGCCUUGGCUUAUUAGUCUCAGCAGCUGCAGAGAAAUUAUGAAGUUUGUUCCUUUGUAGGAGGUUCAGGACAAGGGAUUGUAAGUGCAAGUGUCUUAAGGGUACAGUGAUGGCUUCAACUUCCUCUGCAGAUGCAUCAAACUAUGAUGAGGUUUCUAUGCAGCAGAACUUGCUCUUCUCUGACAUAAGGACAGUUGAAAGCUGUACAAGUGAAACAAUCCCAAGGCAGAAAAAAGAUAUACAACAGCAAAUAUAGUCACCAUUUCCAACGCCAUCAAGGUGGUUUAGGUCGCUAAAUAGUGAUGGAAACAGCCAAAUGGGGACACAACAACCUGAGCGCGUCACUAUCCGGUGAUGGCACAGGUUAGAACAUGGCCAUCUGGCAACACAAAAAGCUGAGAGCGUCGCCAGCGUGAUGUUACUAAUGAUCUAAGAACAAAAGCUUUUAUUCUUUUAACAUUCAAUAUAUGCAGCGACAAUUCAGGAGAGUUGCUAAUGAGAGCCUUGGCAACGUACACUGCUGUUAGCAAUGCCAUUCUUAUCUUAAUGGCGCAUUGUCAUUUGUGUUGUCUUUA
Messenger RNA from Ricinus communis (castor bean), 2362 nucleotides. RefSeq lists its product as uncharacterized. The transcript has 5 exons. The record is from RefSeq and is a predicted model, not a curated record. Bases 94 to 1404 code for a protein of 436 amino acids. NCBI's taxonomy places the organism in Eukaryota, Viridiplantae, Streptophyta, Magnoliopsida, Malpighiales, Euphorbiaceae.